Molecule: messenger RNA, 477 nt
Organism: Arabidopsis lyrata subsp. lyrata
Lineage: Eukaryota; Viridiplantae; Streptophyta; Magnoliopsida; Brassicales; Brassicaceae
Product: putative defensin-like protein 179
Exons: 2
Coding region: 58-432 (124 amino acids)
Source: RefSeq, a predicted model, not a curated record
AAACAUACAAUUCUCAUAGAGAGAAAAGUUUAGAAGAAAACUAGAAAAGGUGAAAGUAUGGAGAGGACAAGUACUUCACUUCUAUUCCUUGUUAGCUUAGUUAUCAUAUUUGCCACAGUUGUGAAUCAGAUAAGAGCACAAACAUGUGACGACAAACUAGGCUCUUGUGAAAAUUGCGACCAAAGGUGCAAGGCCAAACACGGACCAUCGUCCGUAAGCAAAUGUAACGGUCCGGAUGGGAUGUGCAAGUGCACCUACGAAUGUGCGUCAUUUAAACCAGCCAAAGUGUGCGUCGGUGCGACUGAUAUGUGCACUGACACUUGUCCUCAGAGUUGUUGUGAUAGACAAUGCGCAAUAAAAUAUAAGAAUGGACAUGGGGGUUGUGUCAACUAUGCUGGUUAUAGGAUGUGCAUAUGCGAGUACUCUUGCUAAAACAUAUUGACAAAAGUUGUUAAAAAAAUUAUUAUGGUGAUAAAA